UUGAUAACCACUCCAUCAGUCCAUAUGGUCGUUAUUAUUGUGCAGUCAGAAAUUUAUUUUAAACAACGAUUUAUUUUACCCCUACCACAAAUCCAUUUCGACUGCGUUUUGUCGUGUUUCACGCCAGCAAUCCUUUGACCUCAUUGUCAGGAAGGAGCGAAGGCAGGCCUGGGCAAACAGGAAUAAAUUCAUCAGAACCGGUGAAGUUCCGUCGAAGUACUGGACAAACUUGAUCGAUUAUGAUAUUUUGAACAUCCUACUUUCAUUUUAGCUUAGUUUUGGUCGUUUUGGGUGAAAUUUGGUCACUCAAAACUUUCUUUGUUUUUCCCUCCAAAAUUCAAGAUGCCGCUAUUGCGACGACAGCCAUUUCACAGACAGAAACCACCACCCGAUUUAGAUGGAGACGAAGAGGUUUUCCACUGCAAACUGACUAACGAGAUAUUUAGAGAUUACGAGGAAUUCUUUGAGCGCAUUAUCCUCUGCAAUAGCCUGGUAUGGUCAUGUUCUAUCACUGGUCGUGCAGGCCUGACGUAUCAAGAAGCUAUAGAAUGCGAAGAGAAGGCCCUGAAAAAUUUGGCUACCUUUCCUGGAUAUUUGCAGAAGCCGGUUUUAUUUCUCGCUAACCUUACCCAUCGAACUCGUUUGGUAGACAUGAAUGACGACAUAUUUGUCUUUGCUAAGGACCGGUUCUUCAUAGGAGAAGUUGCAGAAGUGAUGCUUGGCGGAGAGAGGAAAGCUUGCAAGAUUCUACGUGUGAUUCCACCUAGUUCUGGCAUAUCAGAUGUAAAUGGCUGUAUUGUUAUUGACUCGGACGAAGAAGAAAGUGCAACCAAAAGGAAGGGAGGAUCCAUACUACCAGCAGAACAAUACCGCUAUGUUGUCCAAGAGAGAGGCAAAAACAACAUCACCAUAACAGUACCAUCCAAACAAAUCAGUCGGAAAAAGGGCUUGUACACAAGAGAUAAGAGCAAGCUCUUCCUUAAACAGUAUUGUGAGCCUCACAUGGGAAUCUGGAGAGUCAAGAAUGACAUAGUUAUCAAAAGAGGACUAGACAAGGCCAGCUUCCUGGACUUUUUCUCUGGUCCAGUGCCAGGAUUUGAGAUCACAGAGUCAAAAAGGAAAGCACUGCCAGCAUCAAAGAGGGAUGAAGAAAUGGAAGAACAAGAUACCUCAGGGAAAAAGAAAAAGAAGAAGGAAAAGGAGGAAAAAUCAAAAAAAGAAAAGGUUGAAAAAUCUCCAAAAGCAAAGGCCGAGCUUGAACUAACUAUGGAGCAAAAAGCAGCUAUCAAGGAACAGCUUAAACAGCAAAGGAUGGCUGAAAAAAUGGCAGAAAAAGAAGAAAAAAGAAAGAAAAUGAUGGAAGAAAAACAAAAGCUUAGAGAAGAGAAACAAAAGGAACGAGAAAAAUUGAUGGAAGAACGACGUGUCCAGUUGGAGUAUUUGAGGGAGUGGAAUCGUAUAAGAGACGACAUGGAGUGUGAUGACCUAAAGGUACUGCCAGAGCCUCAACCUGUAAUGACCAAGAUCCCAGUGGAAUCCUUUGGUGAUGCUGUCAUGGUCAUUGAAUUUAUCAAUAGCUUUAAAGCUCUGUUUGAUUUGAAAGAGUAUUUCCCUAAAGGAUUCACAUUUGAGGUAUUAGAGAAAGCCUUGCUAGAGACUGAUCACAAUGGCACACUGACUGACAUCCUACUCAUGAUGAUAACAGCUGUGUUCAACCUUCAGGAGGAGGAGGAAGAGGAGGAGGAGGCUCUUUCUAAAAAGGACAAGGGAGAUAAUCUAUUGGUUGACAUAAUUGAUGAUACAGAUGCCUCCAGUUACCAACUGAUAGAAACAGCAAGCAGUUGCUCCCAGAUUCCUCAGCUUAACCAUGGUUCUUUGCUGAAGAAGCUACCAUUAGAUUCCUUCACUCUAUCGGAGAUUCUCCGACUUCACCUAUUGUCAUCUGGAGCUAGAGGCAAGGAGAAGAAUAUCAAGUACCGUUACCAACAGAGGGGUGGAUACACUUCCCAAGAUGACCCUGGGCUUGACUUCAGGCGUCAGGAGCAGGCUGUACUCAAAAACCUCUCCUGUGUAUGUGUGUUUGACCUUGAACCAGUUGACAAGUUGAAGAUCCUACGUGUACUAAUCCAACAGAUUCUGACAUACGCUGCAACACGUGAUACUAUCGAGGAUAACUAUGAGAGAUUACGUCAGUUGAAGUCAGACCUAAAACAGCUGCAGUGGAGUGAGCAUCGUCGUGAGCGGGAAGAAGCAGCUAUGAGAUACAAGCGUCGUCAAGAAGAGCGUAUGAUGGAAAGAGAAAAACUGGAACAAAAACGUUUGAAAAAAUUGCAACUUUAUGAAGAAAGAUUAAGGCUACAGGAAAGUGGCUUACCAGUGCCACCUUUACCUGAGGAGGAAGAGGACGACGAGAAUGAUGUGAUCCGGUCAGAACAGGAGAAGGAGGAGGAACGUCUUCAGGAGGAGGAAGAAGAGGCAAACAAGAAAGCCGAGUUUGCAUUACAGGAGAAGGAGAUGGUUGACUCCAUUUCUCACCUCCAGCAUGCAAGUCAGACCUAUCCCCUUGGGCGUGAUAGAAUGUAUCGUCGAUACUGGGUUUUCCAGUCAUUACCAGGACUCUUCAUAGAAGAUUGUGAAAUGCAUAUUAAAGAUGAAUACUUGAAACCCGUUCCACAAAAUCCAAGCUCCAAUCCUUUUACUAACGGCACAUUUACAGGACAACAGCUUCUACCAGCAGUAUUCCAGGCACCUCCCAAAAAGAAAGUACCAGAGGAGAAUGGCAGUGACAAAGAGAAUGAUAGCAUGAACUCAUCCUCUGUAAAUAACAGUAUGAAUUUAUCAACAGCAGACAAUAGUAUGAAUGUGUCAACUGUAAGUAACAAUACUCCAGGGAAUACGUCUGUCAACACUAGUCAAAUAGAGACACCACUAACUAAUGGUGCAAGUAGUGAGGGGGCAGUUGAUGAGGUGGUGACGAUUAGUGAUGAUGACUCGCAGCAGGGCAAAACAGAGAAUAUGGACAUAGAUCAGGGGCCGCCAAUGCUUGACAGUUUGGCAAGUAAGCAAAUAAUGGAGGGCCCAAAGCACAUGUGGACCUAUAUAUCCAGUACAGAGCAGUUUGAACAGCUGAUUAAUUCUCUGAACACUCGUGGAUAUAGGGAAUCGGCUUUAAAGCAAAGUUUGAUGGAUCAAAAGAGCAGAGUAGUGGAACUUAUUGAAAAAUGUCCAACAAAAUCAUUGUGUUCUGCACCAGCUGUUCCUGAGCGACUGAUGGAAGACCGAGAGCGGAGUGUGUCACCAGCCAUCGAUGGCACAUCCAAGAAAGCUCCAGUUAAAAAAAUGGCCAAGGGCUUGAUCAAGGGAGAUCUAGCACAGGAAGUUUUAGAAAUUAAUCUUCGAGAGUUACUGCUGGAUCUGGAGGAGAGAGUAUUUGUAGGAAGUCUGGGGUCCCUCAAGGUCAAAGACCGUUUUGUAUGGAGAGAUGCAAUAGAACACGGAAGCUUCGAGCCUCAGACAAAUGAUCCUCUUUUCACUAAAUUUGAUGAAAAGACUGGAGAAAAGAACAAUGAUGAAGACAGUUCCUCUGUAAGUUCCGAUGGAUCAACAGAGUCCACAGUCAAAGAUCUGGCAAAGGCAUUGCUUCAGAUAGAGAUGGCUGUUGAACCCAAGUACAUGACUCCACCUCUUGGUGAGAGUGCCGAAAAACAAAAAUUGAAGCAAUUAAAAAAGAAAAAGAAGGAAGAAGAGGAGGAAAGUGAUGGAGAGGAAGAGGAUAAUUUUAAGACCCAGGGAAGGUCCCUGUUGGAGAGGUGGGAGGAUUCCUUGCUGUACUCCACCAGUCUUUCCCAGAUAUUCCUUUACAUGGCCACGUUAGAGAAGAGCAUAGCCUGGUCCAAGUCUGCCCUACAUGCUCGCUGUCGAAUAUGUCGUAGGAAGGGCGACGCUGAACAGAUGUUACUGUGUGACAUGUGUGAUAGAGGUCACCAUAUGUAUUGUCUGAAGCCAAGACUCAAGAAUGUUCCAUCUGGGGACUGGUACUGUCCAGACUGUAAACCAAAGGAGACCAAAAGGAGCCCUCUAAAGAAUCGACGACGUACAUUCAGUGAGCAGUCAGAAGAUGAAGGAGAGGAGGAGGAAGAGGAAGAAGCAGAUAGUGAUGAAGAAGAGGGAGAAGAAGAGGAAGAUGAAGCAGAGGAGGAGGAAGAUGAGGAAGAGGAAGAAAACAAUGACAACUUGUGUGCAGUGUGUAGUAAGGCUGGUAUGCUCAUCUGCUGUGACACAUGUCCACUAUCUUACCAUUUGGCCUGUGCCAAACCUGCUCUCAAGAAGGUUCCCAAGGGAAAGUGGCUAUGUCAGAUCUGCUCUGGUGUGGAGAAACAGGGAAAGAUAAAGCUUGUUAAACUUCCAGUCAAAGGCGGAAAGAAAGCAUCAAAGUCAACUCCUACAUCAAGUAAGGCAUCCUCAAGGAAGGGUAGUCCUCGUGACAGCCCAGUUACAGUGAAAAAUUCCCGCAAGAGGAGUCGUCCUGCUUCCCCUAUGGAUGAAGUUAAACCCAAGCUAAAGAAGGCUGCCAAAUCCAUGUCAAAGCUAGCUCAGGAUGUAAAUGGAGAUGCAGACAUUAAACAAGUUGCUACUACUAGUUCAAGAGGCAAUUCCAAAGUACAGCAUAUGAAGAUAUGUGAAGACCUUGUCCUUGAGCUGGUUAAGCAUGAAGAAAGCACUCCAUUCCUUAAACCUGUCAGCAAAAAACUGGUUCCCGAUUAUCAUGACAUCAUUGCCUGUCCAAUGGACUUCUCAACCAUCCGAAACAAGAUCAAUAGUUUUAUAUAUACUGAUGCAUUAAGUAUUGUGAAGGAUGUGCGACUCAUCUUCUCCAACUGUGCUCAGUACAACAAAAAACAGACUCCGGAAUACAAAGCUGGAGGGCUUCUUUCCAAGCUAUUUGAGAAACGACUCCGAGAAAACCACAUAGGCAUCGAUGAUUCAGCUCCACCCAGCAAGAAACAACGCCGCACUUUAUAGUGUUGAAUUUAGGAUGGAGAUUUUGUGUGUAACUGAAAAAAGUGGUAAUUGCUUUGGAUGAUUGUUGUUUUUAUCCAUUGCACAAUUUAUUAGUGCAUAUCAAUGGCAACAUUUUGCAAAUAAAGUAUAAUUGUAGUAAGUUUGGAUUUAAUAUCUUGUGCAUGUGAGAAAUUAGUUUACAUUAUAUAAUGUUGAGUUGUUCUCGGUAAGCUAGCAGAUAUUUAAGACUAAUGAUUUGUUUAGAUUUUAACUUAAUUGGUCUGUUGCUUAUCUUUGUAUGGAAAAAGUGACAUAAGAGGUAGCGCAGAAUGAUGUUAAGUAAGUAAUCAUGAACUAUCUAUUGGUACUGGGAGUACCACUGCUAUGAAUAUGUGGAUAGCUAUGGUAGUUUUACGUGUUGUCUUGUUGGAUACUGGGAGUUACUGCUAGGACAAUGAUACUGAGAGUGUUACUGCUAGGAAGUUUAACCUGUUUUCUUUUUACAAUAAAUUUGAAUAUUCAAAGUUAGAAUUCCAUUUAAAGAUUCACUAGGUACCUACAAAGUGAUUAACUGUCAGUUUUAAUUAAAGAAAUUAUUGUUUGUACAGGAGAUGCUGACUGGUAGUUUAAGGUUAUAUGUUCAUUAUACAUCUUUAAAACCAAAAACCAAAAAUUAAAUGCAAAUAAUAAAAAGGUUUUAUAUUAAGGUUUUCUAGAAAAUUAAUCUAAAUCACAAAUGUUGUAAUCAAGUGUUGAAAGGUUUAUUGGGUAUGUACACAUUAUGAACUGCCAAUAUUAGAUAAGUAAUGAAUAUGCCAAAUGGUAGAUAGUUUCAUUUACGAGGCUGUAUGUACAUUAUCCUAGAUUACUAUUACAAUUACUGCCUAAAUUUCAUAGUGAUUAUGUAUUUGUUUACACUAGGUUUGUUUCUAUAAUUAUGUGCCUUGUUUAUAAAAGGAAAAUAUUGUUACAAACACGGAAAAAGGCUGAAGUUCCUGUACUGUAAUUUUCCUGGCACAGAAGUGCCUGUGAUGUAUCAUGGUGCAGAAUUUAUCAACUUUUUAACAUUUUCCUGAAUAACCUUAACAACUAUUGUGGUAUUUGAUAUGUAGCUAGGUAUCUCCAGGUAGACUACAGUGUAUAGUAAGACAAGGUCAUCUGUACCCUAAAAUAUACUAGUGUCUCCAACACAGACACGUGAUGUGUUAAUAAUGUUGUUGCUCAAUAUCAGAAAAUUUACUAAGGAACAUGAAUAUUGUCUCAAACUAGCAUUUAAGAUGUUAUUAGGCUAUUAGUAUUUUCAUGCCAGUGCAUUUCUGAUAUUGAAAACAUGUAGAUAUAUACAGGAAAGAAUCUGGUUUCAAAGCUGCCUUGGUAUUUUGAUCAAUAAGGUUUAAUUUAACGAAAGUUAUUGUGAAGAAGUUUAUUUGCACUAAAUUAUUAUCCUUUAAUAUCAAUGAACUUGUUUGUAUACAUGUUAAAUAAUCUACUCUCACUAGGCCUUGGAUCACUAAAAGUGACAUCUCGCCUUCUUAAGUGUAUGCCCUGUCACUACGAUAAAAGUAAAACCCACCAGUCAGCUAGCAACCUAUUGAUCUAGUACAAAAAGCUUUCUAGUGAUUGAUAAACUCACUCUUAUUAUUAUCAUCUGUAAUUCACAUAAAUGUCUGGUUGAGAUAGCACAUCAAGUGAAGUGUUCACAAUGCAGAACAGCCUAAAUACAUCUUGUUUACAUGUGAUUGAUAUUAGAAUUGCUGAAGGAUCAUCAUUAUGAAUGGAGAACAGUCAGUAUUUUGGUAAAUAUAAAGUGACAUAGUUUUAAAUUGUACUUGGAUUGUAUAGUAUUUUAUUGUUAGGAAUCACCAACAAUAAUUUAAUUAUAAAUGCAUGCGUUUCGUUCUCUGAAAGAAAUGUUGUAAAAAGAUACAAAAGGUGAUAGUACUGGUUCUGUCCUUCUGACGAUGUUGUGGUAUAAAUGUGUUCCUGUGGUAGUUAUAUAUAUUUAUCUCUCAUAUCAUUGUUUAUGGAUGGAAAUAACUUACUGAUUCCUGCCAAGCGGUGUUAUGAAUGGAGGGUGUUGUUGGACCAAAGUCUGUGUGUUGGUGUGGUUACACAAGUCGACUGUUAUUUAUAAACAUCUCCUAUUUCUAUAACUAGAAUUGUGUCUGUGUUAUCACUUGCUAUACUAUUAAAUUAUUGACAACAA
Molecule: messenger RNA, 7207 nt
Organism: Pecten maximus
Lineage: Eukaryota; Metazoa; Mollusca; Bivalvia; Pectinida; Pectinidae
Product: bromodomain adjacent to zinc finger domain protein 1A-like
Exons: 24
Coding region: 343-5022 (1559 amino acids)
Biological process (GO): chromatin remodeling
Molecular function (GO): protein binding
Source: RefSeq, a predicted model, not a curated record